GAGUGGUUUCUCUCGCUUAUCGGUCGGUGGACGUAGCGGCUCGACGCCGAACUGCGCUCCGGCAACUUCUGAGUUCAUAUCCUUUGACCGGGAGGGGGAAAGUCGCCGUAGCGAGACUUGGGGGCGGUAAAGUUGGCCGCAGACCGAUGUGGCGUCUGCUCCUCGUCGAGGGUCCCGCACCGAUGCCCCGCUCCCGGACGGAGGGGGUUCUGGCUAAAGCGACACAGAGGCUGCUUUUUCCGGGUUUAUGUCGACCGAUAGUCGCACUUAGCGGCUUUACUUGGAGUUUGUAGCUGUCGGCUGGGACCCGGGAAGUUGUAGUUAGUCCCGGUGGCUCCGUUAGCGGACCUUUAUCAUGCCGAGACAGACCCCCACCCACCCACACACACUAACGGGGAACCGGGGUAAACCGAGAGCCCUGUCUGCAAAUCGCCGGACGGCCUGGACUGUGGCUCAUGUCGCCGUGAUUAAUGCGAGAAGUCCGGCGAAGUUACUGUUACUGAUUUUAAUCUGGAGAUAUUUUACAGUGUAGAAUUAUAAAAUAUUUUGUACUGUUUUUAAUAAGUUAAAAUAUGUAUUUUUAUGUUUUAACUGUAUUUUAUAUGCAUUGUAUGUUGGUUUUAGGCAUACGACAGGGCGUUCUCGUUUUGCUACAAAUUUCCACAUUUUUAUUUUAUUGCUAGUAACCCAUAGUUUUGAGAAUUCACGUGAUUAACUUCUAUCCUACUUACAAUUAGUUAAUAGGGUUCUACGCAGUGAUAGUUUCUUAAGGUACCUUUUUAGCAAUUCUAGGGACUUGUACAGAAAGAUGCUGUGAUACUGGAGUCUGAGAUUGUACUUGGACUUCAUAUCAGUUUAAAUGAUCUUUGUAAUGAACCUUUUGCUUGAAGGGGCAGGUCUCAUGGGUCUUUGUGUCUUUGUGUGCUCUUUGUCCUGCGCUCCGUAUUCUAAUAUUGGUGACAAGGUCCCAUACAUGUUUGUGGGCAUCUGUGUGUCAGAACACCCACAAUGCCUUGCUGUUUGACUCUAGGUUCAACUGCUCAUGUAGUGGAGGUCUUUAUGCAUUUCUGAUUUGAAGUACCCUCUGUAGACUACUUUAUAAAACAUCAGCAUCUGUACAUGAUUCACAUAUUAGAGAUUACGUUUUCUUUGAAAAUUCCUCCAGUAACCCUUUCUUGAUCAGGAGGAUAGAGGAACUGAACAAGGUAAGUGAAGACCGUGAAUGGCAAUGUGGAAGCCAAGGUGGUCUGUUUCUACAGACGGCGGGACAUCUCCAGCACGCUCAUUGCCCUGGCCGACAAGCAUGCCCGGGAGCUGGAGGAGGAGAUGGAGAACCCAGAGAUGGUCGAGCUGUCAGAGAAGCAGAAGCACCAGCUCAGGCACAGAGAGCUCUUCCUGUCCCGCCAGCUGGAAUCCUUACCUGCCACCCACAUCAGAGGGAAGUGCUGCGUUACCCUGCUGAACGAGACUGAGGCCCUGGCGUCCUACCUGGACCGGGAGGACUGCUUUUUCUACUCGCUGGUGUACGACCCUCAGCAGAAGACGCUACUGGCAGACAAGGGCGAGAUCCGGGUCGGGAGCAAGUACCAGGCCGAUGUUGCCGACUCACCAGGAGAAGGGGAGGAUGGUGAACGGGACCAGUCCAGGUUGGAGGAUAAGGUGUGGGAUCCCAGCAGCCCUCUGACGGAGAAGCAGAUCGACCAGUUCCUGGUGGUGGCUCGCUCGGUGGGGACCUUCGCCCGCGCCCUCGAUUGCAGCAGCUCGGUCCGCCAGCCCAGCCUGCACAUGAGUGCCGCCGCGGCCUCGCGGGACAUCACUCUGUUCCAUGCUAUGGACACGCUGCACAAGGCGGGCUACGACAUGUCCCGGGCCAUUGCCGCCCUGGUGCCCCACGGCGGCCCGGUACUGUGCCGCGACGAGAUGGAGGAGUGGAGCGCCUCUGAGGCUGGCCUGUUUGAGGAGGCACUGGAGAAGUACGGCAAGGACUUCAGCGACAUCCAGCAGGACUUUCUUCCUUGGAAGUCUCUAACCAGCAUAAUCGAGUAUUACUACAUGUGGAAGACGACGGACAGAUAUGUGCAGCAGAAACGGCUGAAGGCAGCUGAAGCGGAGAGCAAGCUAAAGCAGGUCUACAUCCCCAACUACAACAAGCCCAACCCAAACCAGCUAAGUCUUGACGGUGUGAAGCAGGGCUUGGUGAAUGGUGCCGGAGCAACUCCGGGCUCGGCAGGCCAGGCGGCAGGAGCAGGCCGGGGCUGCGAAAGCUGCUACACCACAGCCUCGCACCAGUGGUACUCGUGGGGUCCACCUCUCAUGCAGUGUCGCUUGUGUGCCCCCUGCUGGACGUACUGGAAGAAGUAUGGCGGGCUGAAGAUGCCUACGCGGCUGGAUGGCGAGCGGCCGGGACCCAACCGCAGCAGCUCAGGGACUCACGGGCAGUCUGUGAGACAUGGUUCAAACCCCAGGUUCGCAGCCAAAACCAGGCAGGCCUUCUACCUGCACGCGUCUCAGCUGACCCGGUCCGCCAGGAGGACCUGCCGGGACCUGCUACGGCCCAGACACCUCGCCCGCGUCCCGCACGCACCCGUCAACAGCGCCGCCAUCAGGGCAGAGUGUGUGGUGCGACUUCCAGAUAUCGUCAAGAGUCCGCUGCCGUCAAAGCCGAUCGAGCGGAAGCCCUUAGAGGCUGUGGUCAAGUAUCUGGAGGCCCACCCGAGCCCCCCCAAAGCCGGCCCGCCUCGCCGCAGCGCUGUUCCCACAGGCAGCCUGACGCCAAUCAAGUCCUCUCCCAUCCUCAGCCACGGCUCGCCAACCAUCCUGGGCAAGAGGGGCUACGAGCAGCACAACGGCCUGGAUGGUAAACCUAACCAUGGACAAACCAGACCGAUGGUGAGAGAACCUUCCUCAGUGGCGGAGCACUCUGCGGUAGGUCCAAAGCCCAGGCACCAUGUUGGGAGAUCCUGUCCAAGCGGCAGAAUGACCCAGGGUGGCUUCCUGCCCCCCAAAAAGAGGCAGUGCACAAACUGGACUGACCCCUGCGGAGAACUCUACUUCCUGGCGAAAGAAGGGACAAGACAAAUCAAGCGGCUUCUGUCAGCCAGACAGAUCCGGAGAGCCGCCCGGAGGCCCCACCAGCCAAUCACUGUCCUUUCCUGUCAGUCUGGCCCUUCUUUGCGUAUACCUGCCAUUGAUGAGCCAAUCGUCAUCGAAGACUGAAAUCCAUUGUAGCCAAUCAAGACAAACCUGACUCUGGUGGAUUGUGUUUAUUAUGAUAUGUAUUGGUAUAAAUAUUGUUAUUGUAUUUUUUUUGUACGAACGAUAACCGCUAUUGAUAUACAGCAAUGAAAUGUUUUGAAGCUUGUGAAAUUGUUUGCAUUCUGAACGAAUGAAGUGAUGGGACUUUGUAACAUGCCUCAUGGGUCUUUUUUAUGCAUUACAAGGAAAUAUAUAUCUAAAAAUUGGGAAAAAUGAUUUGUUUUCUUUUUUUGUAAGUUCCUGGUUAUCAGUUUUGUGAACUAGUCCCAUCUUUGUCCCAAACAGUUUAAUUUAUUGAAGGAAAAUGUGCCUUUCUAUCUUUCUCAUAACUUUUGCAUCAGCCCUUUAUGUUAUUGAAAAAAAUAAAUUGAUUAUUCUUUGUGAGAAAAAGGAUGCACAAAAUUA
Messenger RNA from Paramormyrops kingsleyae, 3660 nucleotides. RefSeq names its product metastasis-associated protein MTA1-like. Gene Ontology annotation, biological process: negative regulation of transcription by RNA polymerase II; double-strand break repair; response to ionizing radiation. Gene Ontology annotation, molecular function: sequence-specific DNA binding; transcription corepressor activity; histone deacetylase binding. Lineage: Eukaryota; Metazoa; Chordata; Actinopteri; Osteoglossiformes; Mormyridae. The record is from RefSeq and is a predicted model, not a curated record. Gene Ontology annotation, cellular component: NuRD complex; nucleoplasm.